CUUCUGUCUCCCCUUCUUCAUUUCUCAUGACAUCCAGAUCUACUGUCAUUACUGCGCAUUGAUACAUCCAUAUUAUAUCUGAUAGAGGCAAUACCGCAGGAACAUGGCGCGACAAGAGCCGCUCCUGGCCUCGCGCCCGUCCUCCGAUCACUCAUCCGUCCGCAACGCCGAGGAAGAGGAUGCCCUGCUCACCGGCGAACGCACCAACCGUACCCAAGGUCGGGGAUGGGCAUUUUGGAAAGACGUCGGUCUCUUUACCUGGGCUUUGCUCGCUACCGUCGCCGUCAUCGUUCUUUCUGUUGUCUAUCAGCACGAAGCUAGUCGAGUCAAUGAUCACUCAAAGCAUUCGUGGGGCCCCGGGGGGAAGCCGACCGGCAAGCGCAACCUAAUCUUCAUGGUGUCCGACGGCAUGGGCCCAGCCAGUCUCACCAUGACCAGAAACUACAGACAAUACACGGAAGGACUUCCGCUUGACGAAAUCCUCGUCCUUGAUCAGCACAUUAUCGGCACCUCGAGGACGCGGUCGAGCUCCAGUCUCGUGACCGACUCCGCCGCGGGCGCGACUGCGUUCUCGUGCGGCUUCAAGAGCUACAAUGGUGCCAUCUCCGUUUUGCCCGACCACUCCCCUUGCGGUACGGUUCUCGAGGCAGCUGCUCUCGCAGGCUACAAGACGGGUCUGGUGGUUACGACCCGUAUUACCGAUGCAACUCCAGCCUGCUUCGCUUCUCACGUGAACCUUCGACAGUAUGAAGACCGGAUCGCGGAACAGGAGGUCGGGGAACACCCUCUGGGCCGUGUCGUGGAUCUAAUCAUGGGUGGAGGUCGCUGCCACUUCUUGCCUAAUUCGACUGAAGGAAGUUGUCGGGCCGAUGAUCGUGACCUGAUUGAGUUGGCGAAGACGAACGGGUUUCACUACCUGAAGGACCGCAAAGGAUUCGAUUCCCUGAACGAGGGCGCAGACGUCAAGUUGCCCCUGUUGGGUCUCUUCGCCGAGAAGGACAUUCCUUUCGAGAUCGACCGUCGUGGCCAGAACGAUGUGUACCCGUCUUUGGAGGAAAUGGCCCGCACGGCGCUGAAAGCUCUUAGCGAAGCUACUGCUGACAGCGACAAAGGAUUCUUCCUCAUGAUUGAGGGCUCACGCAUCGACCAUGCUGGCCAUGGAAACGAUCCUGCUGCCCAAGUCAACGAGGUAUUGGCUUACGACAAGGCUUUCGCGGCUGUCUUGGACUUCCUUGAGAAAGACUCCACCCCUGGUGUGGUAGUGAGCACGUCCGACCACGAGACUGGCGGAUUAGCUGCUGCACGACAGCUCCAUGCUUCUUAUCCGGAGUAUAAGUGGCUACCCGGGGUACUGGCCAACGCCAGUCACUCGUCAGAGUAUGUUAGUGCCAAGCUGAAUGAUUACGUCUCGAAGAAAAGCGACUCGUCCGCGCAGAAGAAGUACGUGCGCAAGUUGCUUGAAGAGGAUCUCGGCAUUACCGAUGCCACUGAUGAGGAAGUAUGGGCCGUGCUUGAUCCGGACUCGCCCAUCAUUCCUCAAUAUGUGUUUGCAGAUAUUGUGAGCAGAAGAGCUCAGAUCGGAUGGGCAACGCAUGGACAUUCUGCUGUUGACGUGAACAUCUACGCCUCUUCCACCAAGGAUGCCUGGCCGCUCCUUGGAAACAACGAGAACAUCGAGGUGGGGUCGUUCCUCACCAACUAUCUCGAUCUCGAUCUGAAGUCUGUCACCGACAAGCUACAAGCUUCCGAGUAUUGGUCCAUGGCCUCGGCCGAGGACCAGGCCGAUACAUCGUCGUUCGGCUGGCUGGGCGACCCACUCGGCGCGGAUGUCCGCACCCAGGGACUGGACGCCUACCAUGGCGAGUUCAAGCGCUCCCUGUCGGAGGAAGGCUGCAGCUGCGGUGGAGUUCACUAGAGAGUAGAGCCGCGCGCAGCGAGGAAUCGCGUACCAUCUUCACUACUUACCGUCCUAUAUCGUGACUAUUUGCAUGGAUAUUCUGGCGUACGGAGGAUUAUGAUCACGUGAUUUAGGGAUUAUUGGUCUGCUUUGAGCUAGAAUUAGGUAUAGUCAAGUAGCUAUCCACAAACGAACACUGGAUGUCUCACAUUAGCAUGGGAUUUCUCUCCGAA
This is a messenger RNA of Aspergillus homomorphus CBS 101889, 2130 nucleotides long. Its product is annotated as alkaline phosphatase. Gene Ontology annotation, cellular component: fungal-type vacuole membrane. NCBI's taxonomy places the organism in Eukaryota, Fungi, Ascomycota, Eurotiomycetes, Eurotiales, Aspergillaceae. Bases 104 to 1915 code for a protein of 603 amino acids. The transcript is spliced from 2 exons. Gene Ontology annotation, biological process: dephosphorylation. The record is from RefSeq and is a predicted model, not a curated record. Gene Ontology annotation, molecular function: alkaline phosphatase activity.